AUGUCGUCCAAUGAAGAUGAUGAUCGCAUCAUGAACGAUACGACCAUGCCACCACCCAAAAUGAAGGCGAGCAAUGGCAUCCAAAAGAACCCACCACGCCGCAAAUUCGGUCUCCGCAAGGGAUUCGGCUUGGGCGAUUGGGUUCAAUUGACAAAGAGCGCCAAAGACUUGGCACAACUCAAGGGAGCCCCGCUACGGAACAUUACCAAGUCCGAACUACGGCAACACUGUGAGGUAUACGACGGUUGGUGCGCGCUCAAGGGCAAGGUCUACAAUAUAGGUCCCUAUCUGCCGUAUCAUCCUGGCGGAGAAGCCAUUUUGAAAAAGGUUUUGGGAAAAGAUGGAACUGCCUUAUUUGACAAGUAUCAUCGAUGGGUGAAUAUUGAUGGAUUGAUUGGGAAACUGCAAGUGGGAUAUCUGGUGCCGGAUCCAGAGAAGGAAGAAGGUACGAUGAAACCACCAGCGUACAUGGCUACAACUGCUAAAGAACAUGAAUUUGCUGUUCCUGCUCCAGUUGUCAAAAAAGGCACGGCAAGGAAUGUGAACAAUGUACUACCCAAACCACCAGAAAGAGAUGAAGAUCAGGUGGAGGAAGAUUACACAGAGCCGUGGGAUGAACAGCCAAAGUCAUAA
This is a messenger RNA of Seminavis robusta, 633 nucleotides long. The record is from the annotation of a GenBank genome assembly. NCBI's taxonomy places the organism in Eukaryota, Bacillariophyta, Bacillariophyceae, Naviculales, Naviculaceae.